This is a messenger RNA of Abrus precatorius (Indian licorice), 1892 nucleotides long. RefSeq lists its product as uncharacterized. Gene Ontology annotation, biological process: molybdate ion transport. Bases 276 to 1628 code for a protein of 450 amino acids. Lineage: Eukaryota; Viridiplantae; Streptophyta; Magnoliopsida; Fabales; Fabaceae. The record is from RefSeq and is a predicted model, not a curated record. Gene Ontology annotation, cellular component: membrane. Gene Ontology annotation, molecular function: molybdate ion transmembrane transporter activity. The transcript is spliced from 10 exons.
CAUAUUUCAGCGUAGGCGACGUCGUUUCACUCUUCGUUUUCACUUGUUAGUUCCAUCCACCCUUAAAAGCCACCGGACUCCAUAACAAUAACCGAAUCAUCCGUCGUCGAUUAAAACUAUCUCUCCUCCCUCAGUCUCAGUAUCUGCUUGUGUCUUCACGUGCUCUCAUAUAUUGUCGCGAACAACGAUCUAGGGUUGACCUUAGAUUCGAACGGAACGUGAAGUUUCCUGCAUUUUCUUUUUCUGUGUCUUCAAACCGAAAUUAUAAAAAGGCAAUGGGAGUAGUCAUUGAGAGUUCCGUUUGGGAACCGAAUCCAUCCAUAUACAUCUUCCUCUUUAUCUGUUGCUGCUUCUCGAUCUUUAUUUUCCCUCAUGCCUCUAAUCUCAACAGAACUUGCACAAUCUUCGACCAUGGAAUCUCUUCUUCAUUUCUUCGUUUCCAGCGGAACUUCCUCUUCAUCUAUUCUUUCGCAUCAGUAAUGGAAGGUAUGUGGUCAGCGUUCGGGGAGUAUGAGUUAGCUUCCUAUGGAAUUGGGAGGGAAAAUAUGGUAACGUCUCUCUGUUAUGGAUAUACAACAGCUCUCUUUGCGGCUCCUUUCGUUGGUGUGCUUUCAGAUUUGAUAGGUCACAAGAAAGUUAGCUUAAUCUUUUGCAUCCUACACUUAUUUGUUGGCGUGUGGAAGAAGAUUGCAGAGCAACCAAACAUGUUCAUGACCAGCAUAUGUCUCUCUGUGGCCAAUACAAUAUAUUCAGUCAGUUUUGAGACUUGGAUGAUCACUCAACAUGAAAAGCAAGGGCACAGGCUAGAUUCACUUAAUGAUACAUAUUGGUUAAUGACUUUCUUUGAGUCUGCAUGUUUUAUUGCCAGCCAAAUUUUUGCAAAUUGGCUGAUUGGUAAUAAUAAUAUGGAAAAAAGCACUGCUCCUUCAUCAGCAAUUAUCUUCUUUGCAACCAUAUGUUUUACUUUUAUCUCCAGAGGAUGGACAGAAACUCCAGGAGCAGCAUCUCUUAAGGAGUAUAGUCUGUCCUUCUAUGCAUAUAUUUUUGGUGAUAAAAGGGUAUGGCUGUUGGCAUGGGCACAAACUUGCCUUCACUUCUCCAUUGGAAUUUUUUGGAUCCUUUGGGCACCUACAGUAGUGGCUGAUGGGCGAGAAGUGCAACUGGGAUUAAUAUAUCCAUGCUUUCUGGGCUCAAGGAUGCUAGGGAGCACUGCAUUUCCAUGUCUUACUAGUGGGCCAUCAUCAUUUAGGACUGAGGACUGCCUAGUAUUUGCAUACACCAUACUGGCUCUUCUCCUGUCUAUUGUGGCCUAUGACUAUCAGGAAAUUGGGGUUCUGGUGACACUAUUUUGCUUGUUCCACGCUUGCGUUGGUUUCAUUUUACCAUCACUUGCCAGAUUGAGGACCAUGUAUGUUCCUAAUGAAUUGCGUGGAGGGAUGGUGGGCCUCUCUCUUGCCCCUGCAAAUGCCAUAAUUCUGCUUUCUUUGGUGCAAGGUGGCUAUUAUCGGAAUGUUGACAAUGCAGCAUUAAUGGCAUUUGGUGUGAUUGGUUUAUUGCUAGGAGCUGGUUGCAUGCAUGCCCUGAAGCAAUGGGGGAAGCAACCAUAUAACAACUGGCAUAAACAGUGAAUGCAUAAUCCCUUUUUGCAGGCUUUGUUAGUGGUGGAUGUUUGUCUCUUUUAUUGAAUGCAACAAGGAGUAAAGAGAUGAAGAACUUAGAUGAUGUCAAUGCAGGCAAGGGGAAAUAAAUUUCAAAAAAAUAUGAACAUCAACUACUAGUGGGCGCUGAGCUGGACUGACAUUGGGGUUUUUAUCUUGGAAGAUAUAUUCGACCGUACAAGCUUUGUUAGCUGCUAUCAGAAUCUGUAUGGGGUGACAUAUGCCAGUUUCUCC